This is a messenger RNA of Vigna umbellata (rice bean), 731 nucleotides long. The record is from RefSeq and is a predicted model, not a curated record. NCBI's taxonomy places the organism in Eukaryota, Viridiplantae, Streptophyta, Magnoliopsida, Fabales, Fabaceae.
UCAAACAAAAUACAUACCAUUUUCUUACAUAGCAAUAUCUCUUCAUUAUUGCACUUCAGAAUACUAUGGCCUCCACCAAAUCAUUCAUCUCAGUUUUUCUUCUUGCUCUGACCUUCUCAGGCAUGAUGAGCAUGAGCCUAGCAGCUCGCCAUCUUAUGCAGACAAGUGCACCAACAUUGCCAACAUUGCCAACAUUGCCAACUAUGCCUUCAAUUCCAGCCCUUCCUCAGGGUAAUGUUCCACCACUGCCCACUAUCCCAUCUUUGCCUACCACUUUGCCUCCACUUCCUACCAACAUCCCUAACAUUCCAACAAUUCCACAGCUCAACGUUCCUCCAUUGCCCUCAAUCCCAGCAUUCACAAUUCCAACUACUAUGCCCUCCAUCCCAUUCCUCUCCCCACCACCUUCCACCUCCACCCCUUAAACUACCUUUCUUUUCUUCAUCCUGGGCAAGCUACCGUCUCAGUCUGAUUCGUAGCAGUGCCAAGUUGCAUGCUUCCUAUAGAUAUGGCCUGAUUCCUUUUGUGUGAGAGCCUUGUGUGGUGUUUUCCUUUUACUUUUGUCGUAUGGUGUGAAAAACUGUAUUUCUUUUCAGUUUAUGUGAGUUAUCGCUAUUGUUUCUACUUUUUCUUGUAUUAUCGAUUACAGAUUGCGAAUGAUUACAGCUAUACAAAUUAUAAUGUCUUAUCCUUUAAUUUAAACUCUUCCAACAUCCUAAUUAGAUGUCUAA